AUGACUACGCCAGUCCGGCGGGGGUCGUUUGAAUCCAACCAUAUGACACAACCAAACUCUCAUGAUCCUGAAAAGGAUGGCUCUCCAACCCUGACGCAUGCACCGACGGUGUCAGAUACGGAAGAGCAUUACAAUGAGAAGGCAAGGCAGCCUCAGUUGAAUCUUCACGUACCACGGGAAAGCAUGGAUCAGGCAUCCACGGAAGCGCGCUCACCUAGCCAGUAUCUGUCUCCAAGCACAGACGGGCGCGACAGAGAGCAAGCUACGCGUUUGGUGGACGAUUUAGAGAUGCUCCGAAUCCAGCAGAUGGUUAGCAACCAAGAAGAUAACCUUCGGAGAUCUAUCUCUAAGGUCCGGUCCAGGCAAGAGCCAGUGGGCGAAGAUGUGUUUAAUCAACCUACGCCAGGCAUCACCCUUGGACCCCCAAUAGAACCUCCGAGCAAGGCCAACAAAGUAUUCGUGUACCUGAAGAAGUUGCCCAAAGUUGCUCGCUACUUCUUAUAUCUAAUCCCGAUCACGUUGAUUCUUCUCAUUCCCAUUUUUCUGGGCAUUUUCUUGGAUCCUCAACACCAGGCAGCCAUUGGAGGCACUGGAGGCACGCAACUUCUGUGGUUCGGAAUCUGGCUGGAAGUUGUAUGGCUAUCAUUAUGGGCAGCUCGCAUUCUCACAGCCAUUCUCCCAUAUGUCGCAAGAUUCGGCGCCAAAGCCGUCGGUUCCGGGAACCCGAAGAAAUGGAAGGCCAUGGGACAUUCGUUGGAACUUCCUUCAGCUCUCUUCUUAUGGAUGCUCGCCGUUCUUAUCUCGUUCCUACCCAUUGUUAAUGACAGUGGCCACAAGGUUUCAGCUGGAGGAACUGAUCCCUUCCCCGAAGUAGGCUGGAUCGGAACGCUUCACAAGAUUAUCAUCGCGAUUUUCAUCUUCUCUGCUCUCAACUGGGUUGAAAAGAUUUUGAUUCAAUGGAUUGCAAAUUCUUUUCAUCUCCGAACCUACGCCAUCAGAAUCGAGUCGAACAAGCAGUACAUCGCAUACUUGGUUCAUCUAUACGUUCACAGUAAAGACAGACUGGUUUCCGAAGAGUCCGUUAAAAAUACCCCUAGCUAUGGAGCUUCUGGUACUCGUACACCAAUGAAGCUAUUUCAGAACAAUGCCCGCCAAGCCAUCAACAAAGUUGGAGACGUUGCCGGCCGUGUUGUCGGUGACUUCACCGGUACGGAGGUUCUUCUCAGCAACCAUCCCCGUAAGGUUGUUACCGAAUUACUUCGAAACACGGCCUCUGCUCAAGUACUAGCCCGACGCUUAUUUCGUACCUACGCAAAGCCCGAUGCCGAUGUGUUGCUACCUGAAGACUUGAAUCCUGCGUUUCCCACACCAGAGGAUGCUGAGAGUGCUUUCGGAAUAUUUGAUCGUGACCUCAACGGCGACGUCUCGAUGGAAGAAUUGGAGGCGUUUUGUGACGAAGUCCACCGCGAGAAGAAGGCCAUUGCGGCUUCCGUCAAAGAUGUAGACUCUGUUAUUAGAAGGCUGGAUCAAGUUUUCGUGGUUGUAGUCAUCAUCAUCACCAUCAUCGUUUUCAUCUCCUUGAUCUCGGCGUCUGCUGCGGCGGCGUUAACAUCUGCUGGCACAGUCAUUCUCGGUCUGAGUUGGCUGCUCCAGGCCACUGCUCAGGAAUUUCUGCAAUCCAUCAUCUUCGUAUUCGUAAAGCACCCUUUCGAUGUCGGAGACCGUGUGACAGUCUAUGGUAACACUGGAACCACUGGAACGGGCGACGAUUAUUACGUCACGGCGAUCUCUCUACUCUACACCGAAUUCAAGAAAAUGGAGGGUCACAUUGUGCAAGCACCUAACUCGGUCUUAAACACAUUAUUCAUCCUCAACCACCAACGCUCUGGCCAACUCGCCGAUGUGUUUGAAUUAAGAAUGAAGCACGGCACACCCAAGGAGCACAUUGAAGAACUUCAGGCAAGGAUGACAGAAUAUGUCCUCGAGCAUAGACGCGACUUUACUGGCAAGAUCCUUACAGAGAUGAAGAAGAUUGAAGACGCCUACUGCAUCACUGUCAACUUUAUCUGCUUCCACAAAUCAAGUUUCCAAAACGAGUUACUCCGUCUUGUUCGUCAUAACAAGUUUGGCCUCGAGCUGAUGACUCAGAUGACGAAGAUUGGAAUCGAACAACCCAGACGCCAGUACCAAAUUGCAGGUCGUGACUUCCCUGUCUACCAGACAAACAUUCAGCCGCCAGCCUACGACGCCGGUCAUGCCCCUGUUGAUACAUCACAACUAUCAGCCUCGCGGCGCGCACGCUCCAGUUCUCGAGUUUCAGCAAACGACCAAGACUUCUUCCAGGAUGUUUUCGUCAGCCGGAAGCUUAACCACCCUACUUUCGUCCACCAGCCUCGCAUUGCCGAGGAGACAUCCUCGGCGGAAGCUAGUGGCGCAAACGGCAAUCUCGAGAGGACUGCCAGUCUGGCUUCAGGAAGUCAACGUGCUCCACAUGGUCAUAGACUUUUCGGUCGGUCUAUGACCAUGCGCAGCAACGCGGAGAGCAGACGUUCUAGAGACAUGGUAUAA
Molecule: messenger RNA, 2568 nt
Organism: Truncatella angustata
Lineage: Eukaryota; Fungi; Ascomycota; Sordariomycetes; Amphisphaeriales; Sporocadaceae
Product: Mechanosensitive ion channel-domain-containing protein
Exons: 2
Coding region: 1-2568 (855 amino acids)
Biological process (GO): intracellular calcium ion homeostasis; calcium ion transmembrane transport
Cellular component (GO): membrane
Molecular function (GO): calcium channel activity; calcium ion binding
Source: RefSeq, a predicted model, not a curated record